This is a messenger RNA of Zootoca vivipara (common lizard), 5308 nucleotides long. RefSeq names its product B and T lymphocyte associated (gene BTLA). Gene Ontology annotation, cellular component: plasma membrane. The record is from RefSeq and is a predicted model, not a curated record. NCBI's taxonomy places the organism in Eukaryota, Metazoa, Chordata, Lepidosauria, Squamata, Lacertidae. Gene Ontology annotation, molecular function: signaling receptor activity. Gene Ontology annotation, biological process: immune response-regulating cell surface receptor signaling pathway.
AUCCAGGCCUCCAUGCUGCCAUGCUACAUGGGGUUUGGAUGCAGCUGAGAUGUUCCUCUUCCCAGCCCUGCCUAGUUCUGCUAGCCUAUACUGGCAGGGAGCCCCCAACAUGCCCACCGAAACAACAGGCAGAUGUUACCACUAACAGCCCACUCGCAGAAAUCCUUGACAGCAUCCACUAGAUUCUUCUGGGAUCUUGCCACCAUCAUGUCAUGACAUUGGAGAGAAUCCAAUCCUGGCUGCUAGCAGAGCAAAGGGGUGUUUUUUUUCUUGCCACUCCACAUUCCACUCAAGUUGGUGUGAGCACUGGGAGUGUCGAGUUAGCACUCCAUGAAGCCCUGCUUAGAGUUUAAGAUUGCACCUAAAAAUGUGUCAGUGUGAUAUAUUGUAGCAUAAUCAUUAUCUAAACUAAAGGCUUUGCUUCCUUAUUUGAAAAGAAAGUCAUUUCAGUCAGUGAUAAUGAACUUGUGGGCCUUCAAAUGUUGGACUCCAGUUCGUACCCUCCGUGAUCGUUGGCCGUAUCGGCUAGGACUGAGUUAAGAAACCAACAAUGUCUGGAGGGCAUCAUAUUGGGGAAAGCCUGUUUUAACAACACAAAUAUUCUGGAAUGUCACCUUUAACUGAAAGCAAGUGGCUCUGGAGACAAACACGAUUAGAAAUAAGAGCAGCAGAUAAAAUCACAACAGAGUCAUUGGCAGCAAGAGGGACCAAAACCAGUCCAAGAUAAUUAAGCUCUCAUAAAAGCCUGCUGAAAUAGGAGAGUUUUCAAAUGGCACCAAAGAUUCAUCAGAGCUGGUGCCAAUUGUAUGCCAAGGGGGAGGGUAUUUCAUAGUUGGGAUACCUUUGCAGAAUAAGCCCAUGGGUUAUCAGAUGUCUCUUGCAUGUGAGACAAUGAUAAGCUAAGUGAGCAAACUUCUAAAAUAACAAAUAGAAAAGAUUUUUCAACCCGAUUAAAGGACCCCUCUUUCCCACAAAACUUCCUAUAUAUGAUUUAAGAAAUCAAGAGCAGGCUGUGGACGUAGAAAUUUCCUCCUCCAGCUGCCCCAAUUUCUGCAGCCUUUUCCUUAUAGUUUCAAGCAUUGCUGAAGGACAUAAUCUGCAUUAGCCAUAAAUAUUAAUUUGGCUUGGCAAAAUUAGAGCAAACCUCACUGGCAUUAACAGUGGUGAGAGAAACGAUCUCUUAACUCUGUGUUAACAAAAAUGCAAAAGUAUCUAUCUAUCUUUAAUAUCCAUAAGUGAUCUGUGUUGUGAAAUUCUGUUCAGUCAUGUUGUUAUAUGUACAAGUGGCAGGGGCAACAAAAUGUAGCAACGUAUUCUUACUUCCUAACAUUGGUAUUCCUGCUCAGGGUGCCAGCCACGCCCUCCUUCAACAAGCCAUUCUGCAACUGCUUGCCACCAUUCUAUGGCUACUGAGCAUGUGCAGUCCUCAUAGGGUUGACGUGAAGUUUCUUGUCCCAUUGGUGUGGGCAUUUUUAUUUGUUGCCCCUCUGCAGAAUUCAGGGUUCCCAUUGAGCAUGCUGCUACUUCUCUAUAGGGCUUUUUUUUAGCCAGAACUCAGUUCUGGCACCUCUCAGAUGGGCACCAUGGCCAUUAUAAGAGAACAAGGGAGGCAUCUGUGGGGAGUUCCGGCACCUCUUUUUCUAGAAAAAUAGCACUGCUCUCCCAUUUUGGGUACAACUUGGUUGGCACUCAGCACACGAGUUCUCUCUUAGAAGGAGUGACGUGAAUUUGCAAAAGAAAGAAGACCUCCAAAUGAGGUGCUGCAAUAAUUCUUUUUUUUUAAAAGCCUUUAUCAUCUACUUCAAAUGCUUAAUUUUUAUUUUGAAGCUACUGUUUGAAAAAAUGCUGAUUUCGUUUUGUUUCCAUUCACCAGUUCAUCUUUCAAGGUGCAAUAAAAAACACCAAAAAACACACAUUUCAUUCUGUCUGGUUUUGGAGGCAAGAGGCUUUGGAAACCAGCAGCGGUUGCAGGAAGUCCUACGGUGAGCAAAUUUGAUUUGUUGCGAGCGUGGCAGAGCUCUUUCACAUCCCCUCACGCCUCCAGUCUGGCUCACUUUCUUGAGGUAACUGAAGCAUUUCUACAUGAGCCUCCGCAAGCCGAAUUAAGAAGCUGCUGAAACGGCACCAGAAAAACAGUUUCAUCUCGGCGGAUCGGCUUUCUUUUCCACGAUGACUAUGAAGUGAAGCUACAUUCCAGGCCAUGUACGCAGGUAGCUUUGCAAUGCUCUCCCUCUUUCUGAUGCUGAUGCUGGAGAAUACGUGGGCACAUGGGAAUGAAAACUGCACUAUUUCUGUCCAAAGGGGAACCAACCACACGAUAAAAGCUGGCGUUUCAUUCAGUAUAAAGUGCCCAGUGAUGGAUUGCCAAGAGAAUCUUACGAUAAAUUGGUACAGGAACGGUGAAAUUCUGCCUCAGGGACAAAGACACAAUAUUUCCAGGGAAGGCCAUGAUUUUGUUUUGCAUUUUUCUCCUAUUUCCAAGAAUGACAGUGGACGCUAUCAAUGUCAAGCUACUAUGGGGAAAAGCCUACUCUCAGGUCAUGAAAUAGAAGUCAUUGUACAAGAAUCUGAAAAUGCUGCUGCAGAAGAUAAUGAAGCAGCUGGAAAGGACAUGAAGCUGAUUAUUUAUUUCCUGUCAUUCCUGGGACCACUGUGCCUCUUCAUUUUGAGCUGCUUGGGCCUGCUGUGCUGCAUAAGGAAGCAUCAAGUGAACAGCAAUAAGGGCCCAUCAAUCUCGCAAAGUGAAAUGAAUGUGCUUAAUAGCAAUGCAGAUGCCCAAUGCAGCAAUGUCUCCCAUACGAUACCUGCACUUCAUCAAGCUGCUGAGCCUUAUGUGCUGCAAUUUCCAGAUAAUGACCCCAUCUACGGCAAUCAGUGCAAUUGCUGGAAUGCCACCAGGGCACCACCCAAGCCUACAUGUGAUGAAUGUGUCUCCAAUACCCAGCAACUCUUACCUCAAAAGAAGGAAGCCCUUAUUUAUGCAACACUGAGCUAUGGGGAACCUGUUCAGAGACAUGAGCAUUCUGCUGAGACAGAGUUUACAGAAUAUGCUGCCAUUGGGCUGAAUCACUAAAUGUGGACAACCGCUCAUUGUUUAGCAUAAUAUAGCUUCUUCCACUGUGACUCUGCAAGCUUUCUCACCAGCUCCACUCUGAUCAUUGCUUAGUGCAUGGGUAUUGCACCAUCUAUUCCCACUAGGAGCAUGUGUUUAUUCAUAGAUGCUAUUUAUUAUUUUGGGGUUGUUAAAAUGACUCUCAUGCUGAUGUUAUCUAUUCUGUUUUCAUAAGCUGCUCUGCAAGUCCUAGUUUCCAGAAACCUUGAUCUAAUCCAGGCACCCCCAAACUUCAGCCCUCCAGAUGUUUUGGACUACAAUUCCCAUCAUCCCUGACUACUGGUCCUCUUAGCUAGGGAUCAUGGGAGCUGUAGGCCAAAACAUCAGGAGGGCCACAGUUUGGGGAUGCCUGAUCUAAUCAAACCACAUUAUGGUUGGUUGCAUAAGCAGCCUAGCGCUUUAUUACUAAAUCCCUUCAGCAAAGAGGGACAAAUCAUGUAAGCAAAUCACCAUCACUACCUAGCUUCCCAUAGAAUUGGGUGGUUUAGGAAUACUACAACAAAAAGAAAAAUUCUGAGAAAUUGCCACUUUUGUCAACUUUAGUUUGCACUUCCAGUUUACUAAAAGACUGCAGGAGAUAAGAGGCCCAUCCAGACUUGCAUUUCCCCCGCUGCUUUCCCCCAGUAAAACCCAAUCUUUACCAGUGAAUCGAAGCAAUAAGGUUUUCUCUGAAUUGAUGUUUGUUCUGAAUUAGCACUAAAGAGCAGGUUUUCCAGGGGAAAGUGGCAGAACAAAGAUAAAACUGCUUGGACUCAUGCCAGGAGAAGCUUUCGAGGCAUGGACAGGCAGAAGUGAGAACAUGCCCUCUCAGAGCACUUCAAAAUAGUUGCUAUUUUCAGGUGGGAUUCAACCACAUGCCAACAAAUUCAGGUCAUGCAGUUAAAAUGAUUUGGAGCUUUUGCAUAACAAACUCCCUUCCCCCAACAGACUGGACUUUUUGCAAUAAGGAAAGCGACAGGGAAAUGCACUGGAAAGUGUCCUUUGACAUAACGUCAUCAAACUCCCUCGCAAAUGACAAUAAAUGCUCAUUCGAUAGCCAGUGUCAUCUAAUCUCCCUGCCAACAAGUCAGGAUGAAUGCCCAAUAAUCUGGUCAUCUGGAAGUGUGUUCAGUGAGUAGAAUGAAUGUAUACAUUUUCUACUGACUGAAAGGCAAAUUAGCAAAACUUUAAUCAUGUAUUUCAUUGAUCUCAUCUACAACUAGUGAUAUCCCAAGUCAGGGUAUUAAGCAAAAGAAUUUUGAGGCUAAAUGAACCAAUUACUGUAUAGAUUAUAGUAAUUGUCUCCACUAGGAAUGAACUGGAAAAGGAACUAGAUGUGUACAAUAAAUUAUGGUUGAUAGAUAAAUGAUUGCUACUCACUGGCACUGCAGAUGCUGAAAUGGAUGCCAGCAUAGCCCACAAACUGGUUUAAAAGGCGGUGGGGUGAGCAAAUUCAUGGAGGUUAGAGCUAUCAAAUGUUCCCAGUGGCUAUAUGUGUUCCUUUCAUGCUCAGCGUUCAUAAGUCUUUGAAUACAAGCUGCUGAGGAACAAAAGCAGGAUAGCACUCAUAUAUUAAGCUUGUAGACAUCUCCAGGGACAUCUCAUUGGCCACUGUAACAAACUAGGAUUCUAGACUUGGUCUUUGAUCUGAACCAGCAGGAACCUUCUUAUGUUCUCUUUGCUUAUUUAAUAAUGGCAUCCCCUGCCUGUUUGAUCCAAUGUCCAUGUAGGGUGGCCAUAUGAAGGAGAUGGCAGUUUGUGUAGAAAAGGGAAUUGCAGUAGGCUUCACUUUCCAAGAGGAGCCCUCUGUGCUUCUUCAUUUAGCCAGCACAUGUUCAAAGCAACCCAAGGAACCAACCAUCAAUAAUUAGAAAGCUGAGUGAGAUAACAUCAAGAAGUGGGAUCGUAAAACCAGCAGCAUAAGUCAAGCAGGGGUAAAUAAAAUGGUGCUUAGCUGGAGCACAAAGGGGGGCAGUAUAGGUGACUCUGGGAAGGACAUUGCAUGGACAGGCGGAGUCCCCCCAACCCCAGGCGACCCCCGAGAGGAAUAAUGACUCAAGACAACAUGCUAUGGGAUUAAAAUUGGCCACAACUUUAUUAAAUUUCAGAUGUAGGGAGACCUGGGAUCUGGGAGGCUGUUUGCGACCACGCAAAAGGCACCCACCAUUUGAUGUCGGGAGCGGUCAUUUCCCUUGAAUAGGUCCAGUACCCAGUUGC